AAGCAGCAGCAGCAGACGCAGCAGGGGCCGACGGCGCCAGCCGAUACGCGGGCGGCGCAGCAGCAGCAGCAGCAGCAGACACAGCAGCAGCAGCAGGGGGGUGGGCGGAAGAAGCUGGUGGUGGUGGAGGAGUCUGAGAGUGAGGAGGAGAGCGAGGAGGAGGUGCGGGCAGGAGGUGGCGGUGCCGCCUCGGAGCCUCCCGCCCCGCCCGCCGCCCCCGUCACCAACACCGCGCCUGCCAUUCCUGAAGCGCCGGCAGAGGCACCUCCUGCUCCCGCUGUAGCAGCCCCGGCACCGCCCGCGGUCCCCGCUUCUGCGCCGUCCCCUGCCCAAGUCGCAGCAGCCCCUGCUACUCCGCUGCCGGCUGAGGCCGCCGCUGCGCCUGCUGCAGCCCCCGCCCCCGCCCCUGCGCCCGCCCCUCCCUCGGCACCAGCGCCGGCCCCUGUCGCAGCCCCGGCUCCCGCACCCGCUGCUGCUGCUCCCCCGCCUCCCCCGCAGCUGCCUCCGCUCCCGCCUCCGCCGGUGCUGCCCGUCGCCCCGUCCCCUGCGGAGUUCGAUGCCGCCGUGGAUGCGGUGAAGCUGGAGGGCAACCGCGAGUUCCGCGCCGCCAACUGGGUGCGGGCGGUGCAGCUGUACUCGGAGGCGCUCAGCCUGGCACCCGACCUGGCCACACUCUACCUCAACAGGUCGAUGGCUCGUCUGCGCAGCGGUCUGGCGCUGGAGGCGCUGCGUGACGCCUGCCUGGCGGUGGCGCUGGACCCCGCCUCCUACAAGGCGCUGCACAAGCGGGCCAGAGCGAAGGCGCAGCUCAACCUGUGGGAGUCUGCUCGCGACGACCUGCAGCAGUGCCACGACAUGCUCCCCACCGGGCCCAAGGAGCGCGCCGCGCGGGAGGAGGUGGCGCGGGACCUGGAGGAGGCGGCCGGCCACGUGCAGGCGCGGGCACGGCGGGCGGCGGAGCGGGCGGCGCGCGCGGCGGCUCAGCCCCAGCGCGUGACCAACUAUGCGCGCGCCAAGGUGACGAUCGAGGAGCACCCGGACGAGGAGGAGGAGGACGAGAUGGACAAGUCGGCGCUGGCCCCCGAGGUGGCUGCGGAGCUGGAGGCGGAUGCGCAGCACCGGGUGCCGCAGCUGCGGGCGCAGGGUGCGGCGCUGCGGGCGCAGUGGCUGCAGCAGCGCGAGGCGCAGGCGCUGGAGGUGUACCGCCGGGAGCUGCUGACCUGGCAGGCGGCCAGGGAGCGAGCGGAGGCGGCGGCGGCAGCCGCAGCGGCGGAGGCGGACGAGCGGGCUAGGGCCGCAGCGGCUGCAGCAGCAGCAGCCGCAGCCCCUGCGGCUGCCACACCAGCUCCCAGCGGGAGUGCGGGUGCGGGUGCUGCUGGAGGCGCGGCGCCGCCGGGGCGCAGCUUGGAGGAGGUGAAGAGCGAGGGCAACGCGCACUACUCCGCGCGGCGCUUCGCGGAGGCUGAGCGGUGCUACCGCGCGUGUCUGGCGCUGCAGCCGGACAGCGCGCCCGUGCACCUGAAUCUGGUGGCGGUGCUGAAUGAGACGGAGCGCUGGGGGGAGGCGGAGGAGGUGGCGGACAGGGCGCUGGAGCUGCUGUCGGCCAGCUCGGCUCUGCCCCCGCAGCAGUUGGCCAACCUGCGCUCCAAGGCCUUCCACCGCCGCUCGCUGGCCCGGCGCAGCCUGGGGCGGCUGGCGGGGGCGCUGGAGGACCUGCGGGCCGCCAAGCAGCUGCUGGGGGUGAGUGCGGUGCUGGACCGGGAGCUGGAGGAGCUGGGGAGGCAGAUGGACGAGGCCAGGCAGCAGGCGGCGGAGGAGGCGGAGGUGGAGACGGCGGAGGAGGCACCGGCACCGCCGCCGCCGCCACAGCAGGCGGAGGAGGCGACGACGGAGGUGAAGCCGCCGCCGCCGCCGCAGCAGCCGGUAGUCGCGGCGGCCGCAUUGGAGGCAGCGCCUGCUCCCGCAGCAGCAGCAGCAGCCACUGCAGUGCCCCCGGCCCCGGCGGCAGCCGGCAGCGGCAAAGACAGCGGCAGCGGCACAGCUGCCUCCGUGCCGCCCGCAGCGCAGCGCCGCAAGAUGCAGAUUGUGGAGGAGGACGAGGACAGCGAGGAGGAGGAGGAGGCGGCACCGCAGCGGCAGCCCCCACCUGCCCAGCAGCCAAGCAAGGCCCCCAGCGAGCAGCCCCCAGCGGCCCCAGCGCCCGCUGCAACCUCAGUACCCGCUGCACCCCAGGGCCCCGCGGCCGCGCCGGCACCCGCUGCAUCAGCCACCCCAGCUGCGCCCGAACCCACCGCUGCCCCUGCUGCAGAGCCGGCCUCCGCACCGGCCGCAGCGGCCCCCGCCGCCGCGCCUGCUGCGACACCUGCACCUGCCCCCAUCCCUGCACCCACCCCCGCACCUACCACCACGCCCCCCACCACCAUUACGGGCGAUGCCGGCGAUGCUGCGGAGGCUGCCCGCCUGCGCGAGGAGGGCAACCGCAUGUUCGGAGUGGGCAACUACGUGCGCGCAGCGGACUACUACGCCCGCAGCAUCCGCGCCUGCGCGCACAACCCCGCCUCCUACUGCAACCGCGCCUACGUCUACUUGCGCCUGAACCGCCCCGCGGACGCGCUGCUGGACGCGGAGGCCGCCAUCGAGCAGCAGGGCGGCCACUACCCCAAGGCGCAGCUGCGGCGCACCCUGGCGCUGCGGGAGCUGGGGCGGCUGGCGGAUGCGAUUGCGGCGGUGCGGGAGCUCAUUGAGCUGGAGCCCGCCGACCCGCAGCUGCAGGAGAUGUUGCACGACAUGCAGCGGCAGGCGGCGGCGGCGGCGGCGGGAGGUACGGCAGCGGUAGCAGGGCAGAAGGACAAGGCAAGGGAGCAGAAGCAGGUGGCGGCAGCCAAUGGCGGCCCGGCGGGGGUGACGGCAGCGGCACCUGCUCAGGCGCCACCUGUACGGCACAAGGUGUUGGUGGUGGAGGAGGGGGAUGACGACGAGGAGGAGGAGGAGGGCGCCGCCACUGCCGCCGCCAGCACCAGCAACGGCAACAAAGCCGCUGCCGCCUCACCCGACACACAGCGCCGGACUGAAUCGCCUGCCACUGAGCGGCUCGCAAAUGGGUCCAACGGCCCUGCCGCCGCCACACAACCCUCCCCGGCAUCCACCGCCGCCGCUGCCGCCGCGAGCCCCUCCGCAGCCCCUGGCGGCCGCAGCAGCCUGCACGAGGCCGCCUCCGUCAAGGCCGCCGCCGCCAUCGCACUGGCCGCCAAGGCGCCCAAGCAGCCGCCGCCGCCCAAGAACGCGCACGAGCUGGAGCAAGCACUCAAGAACCUUGCCGCGCACCCUGCCGUACUGCACAGCUAUGUACGAUCACUGGAUCCGGCCGCGUACGACAGCACCAUCAAGAGCAACCUGUCGGUCAAGAUCAUUCAGGCACUUGUGGAUACGGCCAAGCAUGUGAUGGGAGCGGCGGGCGCGGCGACUGGGACCGAUGCUGAGCAGCAGCAGCAGCCGCGGCCUCCCUCUGCGGAGGAUGUGGGGUUUGUGGAGCUGUGUCUUGAGAGGCUGGCGGGGGUGCCGCGGUUUGAGGUGACGUACGGCAUGGGGGGUAAGGCGAUCAAGGAGGGCGUGCGGGAGGUGGUGGCGGCGCUGGCGGCGGCGGGGCGGGACACAGCACUGCUGCGGAAGAGGUACAAGCUGUAAGGGAGAGACCCAUGGGUCAGCUAGGAGCUUAGGGAUGUUUUCCGGGUCGUGGAAUGUUCUUGCAGGAUAGUUUUAAACGAACGUGCAGGUCCGGGCAUUAUGAUAGUAUACCUGGUGUGUUGGGACUGCUUGUAGGCGUUACCGCAUACCCUGUAGGAUGCCUAGUAGAAGAAUGUAUGCAAACGGAGAUUCAUUUGAAGUCGGGCUCGUGCAUGGCCCAUAGUGCCUACGCAAUGUGCAUGGUGCAUGCGUGCGCGUGCUGGAUCACACUCCGGUGCUGGCCACUUGUCAACAGGGGGCGGUGCUGCACACGUAGCGUGGAGGGCAGGUUGUUAGGGGUUGUAUCAGAGUGCCGUGCUGCUUCGAGAUCGGGUGGUGCAGAUAUGGUGUCGUACACAGUUCAUGCGGGUGUGCUCUACAUCGGAUAUAGAGCAAUCACUUGCUGGUUCCGCGGUGCAUGGCACCCACUGAAUGUAACACGUGCUUGGUUC
Messenger RNA from Astrephomene gubernaculifera, 4175 nucleotides. The record is from the annotation of a GenBank genome assembly. NCBI's taxonomy places the organism in Eukaryota, Viridiplantae, Chlorophyta, Chlorophyceae, Chlamydomonadales, Astrephomenaceae.